Aspergillus pseudotamarii is the source of this 1692-nucleotide messenger RNA. RefSeq names its product major facilitator superfamily domain-containing protein. NCBI's taxonomy places the organism in Eukaryota, Fungi, Ascomycota, Eurotiomycetes, Eurotiales, Aspergillaceae. The transcript has 3 exons. Bases 1 to 1692 code for a protein of 563 amino acids. Gene Ontology annotation, biological process: transmembrane transport. Gene Ontology annotation, molecular function: transmembrane transporter activity. The record is from RefSeq and is a predicted model, not a curated record.
AUGCUUGAAAAGGUUACACCUUCAACCAAUGAGGUCCCCACUGCGACAGGGCCUCAGGACCCGGAACCAGAACAGCAAAAUGGUGUGCGUAUCGCAGAAGCCGUGACCAAGUCAUGGUCCAAAAGCACUUUGAUCCAAGUGUAUAUAUGCAUGUGGCUCAUGUAUUUUGUACGAGCGCUAAAUGGAAGCCUGACAAGCAAUCUAGCGCCAUACAUCACUAGCGAUUUUAGUAAUCAUUCGCUACUCCCUGUGAUACAAAUCGUGGUUAGCAUUAUGAGCGCAGCAUGCACUAUGCCAAUUGCCAAGCUUCUCAAUCUAUGGGACCGCACCAUUGCGUUGAGUCUCAUGCUCCUCGUUUCUAUUAUUGGCCUCAUCGUCAUGGCAUGUUGCCACAAUAUUACCAUCUAUUGCGUUGCACAGGCGUUUAUCACUGUAGGCCUUACUGGCCUCAUAUUCUCCCUAGAUGUGUUGACUGCGGAUACCUCCACGGCCCAGGAUCGAGCCCUCGCCUUUGCCUUCACCUCAUCGCCAUACAUUAUCAUGGCUUUCGCCGGAGCACCGCUCUCGGCAUCCUUCAACGGACUCAACUGGCGCUGGGCCUACGGUACUAUUGCCAUUCUCCUACCCGUGGUCACCGUGCCACUGAUCAUCAUCUGGGAGCUCGCCAAAAGAAAAGCCCAACAGACGGAAACACUGACGCCCGUCCACGAAGAACGUUCCUUAGCUCAGAGUAUCCGCCACUACAUCAUUGAAUUUGACAUCCUCGGCAUCCUCCUCCUCAUCGCCGGCUUCUCCCUCUUCCUACUGGCAUUCGCACUCGCAGGCUCCCAGCCCCAGAAAUGGCAUUCCACGCAUAUUAUCUGCAUGAUCGUCAUCGGCGGAGUCACGAUCAUAGUCUUCGCCGCUUACGAGCGCUUCUACGCCUCAAAACCCUUAGUCCCUUACCACCUCCUCGUGUCACGCACCGUGACAUUCACCUGUCUCCUGAACCUGACCUACGUCAUCGCCGCCGACUGCUGGGCCAGCUACUUCACCUCCUUCCUGCAAGUCGUAUACCACGUCUCCCUCACAGAAGCAGGCUACGUAGUGGCAAUCUCCAACCUAAUCUCCCCACUGUGGCUCAUCGGCGUCGGCUUCCUCGUCCGCUGGACCGGCCGCUUCAAGUGGCUCCUCCUCUGCGCAAUCCCAGUCUACCUACUCGCCAUCGGCCUCAUGAUCUACUUCCGAUCCCCGGGCCAUAGCAUCGGAUACAUAUGUCUCUGCGAGGUCCUCAUCGGCCUCGGGACAGGGACAAUCAUCGCCCUCGAGCAAACAGCCGUCACUACCGCAUCCGAACAUAACGACUAUGCAUCGAUGCUAGCUCUCCUGGGCUGGGUGGGUAGUAUCGGCGGUGCGAUUGGAAACAGUAUCUCCGGAGCCAUUUGGACAAACACCUUACCCCAGAAGCUGAGGGAGUUCUUACCGGAGGAUAUGAAAUCGCAGUGGAAGGAGAUUAAUGAUUCGUUGUAUGUGCAGUUGAGCUAUGAGGUCGGCUCGCCAACUCGUGUGGCUAUUGAGAGGGCGUAUGCGGUCAGUCAACGGAAUAUGUUGAUUGCGGGCAUCGCUUUUAUGGCCUUGACUAUUGUGUGGGUUAUGGGGAUUAAGGAUGUUAGGGUUAAGGGGAGGGAUAAUAAGGGGAGAGUGCUUUUUUAG